This is a messenger RNA of Pristis pectinata (smalltooth sawfish), 2822 nucleotides long. It is a transcript of the gene fundc1, whose product is annotated as FUN14 domain containing 1. NCBI's taxonomy places the organism in Eukaryota, Metazoa, Chordata, Chondrichthyes, Rhinopristiformes, Pristidae. Gene Ontology annotation, cellular component: mitochondrial outer membrane. Bases 275 to 730 code for a protein of 151 amino acids. Gene Ontology annotation, biological process: autophagy of mitochondrion. The transcript is spliced from 5 exons. The record is from RefSeq and is a predicted model, not a curated record.
GGCUGACAUCGACGCGACCAUGACAGACGCGAUAACCUGGGCAUCCACAUAUAACCAUAACAUUGAGGACUAGAUCGACAGUUCGCUCCAUGGAAAAUAUGGUGCUCAAUUAUAAGCGCCUGUGCGGAGAUUCCGAGAUAACGCUUACUGCUCCUCGGUCCGGACAACACACCAUCACCAUGGCGCCCAAGCCGUCAGUCAUUCUGACCCCAUUCAGUGUGUAUUUCCGGGUUAGGGGCUGAAUCAAUUGACAGGCGCUGGGACCGGCAACAGUAUGGCGGAGCGAGGAGGCCAAAAUAGUGAUGAUGAAUCAUAUGAGGUUAUAGAUCUGAGGGAGUAUGCAGGACGACACGAGUGGUGGGGUCGUGUUUUCGGGCAUAAUUCUGGUCCAGUUGCAGAGAAGUAUUCUGUAGCUACUCAGUUAAUGAUGGGUGGUGUAACUGGCUGGUGUGCAGGCUUUGUAUUUCAGAAGAUUGGCAAGCUAGCAGCUACAGCCAUUGGAGGUGGAUUCCUUUUGAUGCAGGUUGCAAAUCACAGCGGCUACAUUAAAGUGGAUUGGAAAAGAGUUGAAAAAGAUGUAAAUAAAGCCAAACGACAAUUGAGAAAAAAAGCAAACAAAGCUGCUCCUGAAAUCAACACUUUUAUUGAAGAGUCAGCUGAAUUUGUAAAGAAGAAUAUCGUGCUGACAAGUGGUUUUGUUGGAGGCUUUUUAUUGGGACUGGCCUCUUAAAGAAUUUCUGACUGUACAUACACAGUGACAACAAUGAAGACAAAACUACAGUUUGUUCCUGAAAAUAUAAUGCACCAAACCAACAAUACUAGCACGUCAGUAUUGCAGCUUCCUAAGGCACAUUGGAAAGUUCAAGCCACACAACUAAGUAUUAAAAGGACAAAAAAUAAUUAUCCUGCACUUGUAAUUUCAGUUCAUUGAAUUGAUUUGGUAUAAUUUGUGGGUGUUAAUUUUCGUAUUUGUGUUUUUAAUUGUACUGUAUAUUUUUUCUCAUUAUUAGUUCAUGCUGUAAACUUCUUUACAAGCCAAAAAUGCUAUAUUUUCUGUUGUUUAGACUUUUUACACAUAUUUAAAAUUUUAAAAAAGAGAUCUAAUUUAUAUAUAAAGAGCUUAUUAUGUCUAUCUCUAAUUUAGUCUGGGGCUCUGUCAUAUCUUCACAUAAUGCAAUUCAGUCAUACUUAUUUUUAUUAAUUAAAAACUGCUUUAGAUUUCACUAUUGAUUUUAAACUCAGUCAAACAAGAAUAAUUUAGCAAAUAUUGUUUACAUUUAUACUCAUCCUAUCUAACCAGCUCUGUUUUAAAAUGCUUCCAAGAAAAACACAGUUAAGGUCUUUUGCUACUCAAGCUUUUGUCACUGAAUAUAAGAUGAGCAAUUUCAUUUAGUUGGUUGUUUAAUGUUAGUAGCCACUGUUGCAGUUUUCAUGGACAGUGUUUUGUUCUGUAUUUUUUUUCAUCCACCCAAUGAAUUAAUCAGAGCAGGUUAUUCAUUUUUAAUCAAAUGGCUGUAAUGCAUGAUUGUACAUAAUAAUCUUUCCCAAGAUAUAACAAGAUCAUGCAAGGCAACUUGGGAAGGAAUCAAUCACUCUAGUAUAGACUGGCCAGAGGACUUAAAUUGUAAUUCUCAAUUUAGUUUGCCACAAAUGGCGCUAUUUGAAAAAAAUCUUAAGAGUUCGGCCAGUGUCCUGGGCAUUUAAAAUUAUCUGCUUGGGGAGCCUGCUGUGGACAAAACUGCUAUAAGAUUUCAAAAACUACUUGUUAGUUAUAAGACAUUAUAGAACAUUGUCACCAUCAAAGACAUUAUUUACACACGUUUGUUCUUUAGAUGGCUCUUCCAACUCCCAUUUUCAUAAGUAAUUAGAACUUGACUCCAAGGUGCAAUUUACAAAUUUUUCAGUAAGAGCAAAUUAGUCGCUGGUGAACUUUCAAAAUGACUGUGCAGCUUACAAACAAAUUGCAAAAUAGUACAUUUUCAGUGGAAGUAUAAGGACGCCACAUAUGGCUUAGAAAAUAAAUCUGUAAAUGGGGUCGAAGAACGGGAUCCUUUGGGCUCAGAUACACAAAUCACUAAAGUAGCAACACAGAUAAAUGAGAGCAAAAAAAAAAUAAGGGUAGUGGAGUUAAGUUCUAUAGGGUUGGAAAUGAAAAGAUCAAGUUUGGUUCUGGUUAUCAUCAAGAGGGAUACGGAGGCACGGAGAGAUAACCAUGAGGUGUGAUUUAACAAGAUUAGGUUCUUUUCCUUAAAAUUAAAAAAGCCAAUGUUGUUCCUUUGUUUAAGAAGGGCAACAGGGACAAAUCAGGAAAUUAUAGACCGGUAAGCCUUACAUUAGUGAUAGGGAAAUUAUUGGAGAAGACUCUUAGGGAUUGGAUUUACUCACAUCUAGAAAAGCAUGGGGUUAGGAAUUGUUAACAUAGCUUUGUGCAAGGGAGGUCAUAUCUUACAAAUGAGUUUUAUGAGGAGGUGAUGGAGAUGAUUGAUGAGGGGAGGGCAAUGGAGGGUUGUCUACAUGGACUUCAGUAAAGUAUUCAACAAGGUCUCUCAUGGUAGGCUGAUCCAGAAGAUUAAGGCACAUGGGAUUCAUAGAGACUUGCAUCUGACCUCCUAAAGUGCAACACCACACACUUAAGCAAAUUAAACACCAUCUGCCAUUUCUCUGCCAAUAUUUUCAACUGAUCUAUAUCCUGCUAUAUCCUUUAACAACCUUAUUCACUACCUACAACUCUGCUGAUUUUUGUUUUAUAUUUCAAAGUAGAACAUUUGAUAAAUAUGUUUAUCAAUUUGCAUUAAAGAAUGCUUGACAAGUACAGAAAGAUA